This is a messenger RNA of Dicentrarchus labrax (European seabass), 2026 nucleotides long. Its product is annotated as coiled-coil domain-containing protein 127. Lineage: Eukaryota; Metazoa; Chordata; Actinopteri; Moronidae. Bases 87 to 908 code for a protein of 273 amino acids. The record is from RefSeq and is a predicted model, not a curated record. The transcript is spliced from 4 exons.
UUGACCGCUACAGCAUACAAAUUGUGUAAGCUGGGUGGCAGGAACAAAUGUAUAAGUGACCUAGACUUUUCUUUCAAGCAGCCUCCAUGAACAACCUGAAUGACCCCCCCAGGUGGAACAUCCAACCAGACCCCAGGGGAAGGGGGGCGGGGGCCGGUGAUGGGAACCAAUGGAACUACGCCCUGCUGGUACCCAUGCUGGGACUGGCUGCAUUUCGUUGGAUCUGGACCAAGGAGUCUCAGAGGGAGAUCCAGAAUGUCAAAGCCCAGUAUGACAAGGAUGUGUCCACAAUCAAAAGCGAGAUGGAGGCAAGGUACCGGGAGACACUGACAGAGAGGCGCAGGGCAGCGGCUACACUAGAGCUGGAGCUGGAGAAGGAGAGACAGAGGGUCAAAGGCUACAAGCAGGCCCUGGUUUCACAGAGCCAGCAGCUGAUGGAAGAACGGAAACAGUUACAGAAGGAGCGUGAUGCAUUGGAGGAAGAGACGCAAAGGCUGGUGAAGUCCGGCGCUGCAGGGGCUGUGCUGCACCGAGCCCUGCAACGAGAGGACAACUGGUACCAUCGAGCCUCCGCCACUCUGAAGGAGCUAGAGGGUCAGCUUGUGGAGCGCCAGAAUGCGUACUGCUCCCUACUCCAACCUCGAGAGCAACGGCUGGAGAUGGAGAAGAACAUGCUGCUUAAGGUCGUCAGGGAACCCAUCGGGGAAGGACUGGAUCUAGAGUCCGAUCUGAAGGAUAUUUUCAAGAGAGAUAAUUACUGUGCGGACCUGCUAAACAUGGACAAGAGGAAGAAUGGAAGCCUCAUGUGGGUGUACCUCAAGUACUGGCAGCUGCAGGUCACUGUCCAGAAACACAAGAGAGCUGAAGAAGCCAUAUUAGGAGAGAGAAUCCAGUCUCACACAAAGUGACAAAAACACCAAACAGACUUGUUGAAAGUAUAUGGAUCAGGAAUGGAAAAUGCAUGUAUUUUACACUCUGUGUAAUUCUCUUCACUUGUCACACAAGAGGUAACCUCAACAAGAUAAUGUUUAACAUCUGAAAGUUCCUCCCUUAAUCUCAGAGUUUUUAAAAGGUUUAUUUUUUAUUUUAUUUUUGAGCAUGCUGAAAUACAAUAUUACCAUAACUUCAGAAGCCCCAAUGAAGACUCAUUAGUUUAAAUUAAAAAAACAUAUAAUGAUUAAAAUGCACUACGAUCCAUAUCAUACCGAUACCAUAUUGGAUACACAACUGAUGUUCAAUACAUAGAGAUUAAUUUUUUGUAUCCGUUUAGCCCCUCUGAACAUUUUAUUAAUUUAACUCCCAUUCAUUCAAGUGUCAUGAAUUAAUGCUGGAAGCAUAUAUUGUAUGUCUGGACAUUUUUGUUCCUCCAUCUCAGAUAUGAAUUUAAGGCUCCCAAUAACUGUUCACUAUGUGUUGUGAUAAACUUGCAUCUUCAGAAGACUAAUAAUGAAAUUAAAAACUGCUGUGUUGAAUGAAACUGCCAGGAACCAUACAGACAUUAUCAAGAAUAGUUUUUCCAACAAUAUUUUGAUGGAAAAGUCUGUGUUGAAACCGUGCAUUAAUCAUGAUAUCUGUGGUACUUUGUUUUUACCAACACUUUGGUCCAUAACUUGGAGUUUCCUUCCAUAAAUGACAUCGCUCUUACACUCUGAUGUGUAAAGAGCGAUACAUUGAAUAGUGUGUCUGCUUCUAAUCACUGGCUUUACAUUUCUGGUCUUCAUUGCAGGUUUGUGGGAGCUUUUUAACUAUCAGGGAGAGAGGACACUGAAGGUGCAUGUGAAUCUUAAUAAGGGAACAGAGCCCAAAGUAGUGCUCAGUACCAUAAUACCAUACCACAACACUAACCCUGUAAUGAAAGGAUUACCUAAAGCUGUAGCAGUUUACCAAGCCUCUCUACACUGUUUUUUGUUUUUGUUUUUAUCACUAACUUGGUGAAUAAGUGGUGGAUAUAAUGCCAUCAAUUCAAAUGUACUCACUCUAACCACUCUGUGAAAUCCUCCUAAUAAAUUUUUGGUGUAAGAACACA